Exophiala xenobiotica is the source of this 1022-nucleotide messenger RNA. RefSeq lists its product as uncharacterized. The record is from RefSeq and is a predicted model, not a curated record. Bases 64 to 921 code for a protein of 285 amino acids. NCBI's taxonomy places the organism in Eukaryota, Fungi, Ascomycota, Eurotiomycetes, Chaetothyriales, Herpotrichiellaceae. The transcript has a single exon.
CUGCAUUUGAGAUUGUCCAUCAUUAAUAUCAGUCCACCACCGCUCCAAAAAGGAUCUCGCACAAUGACAGUACGAGUGACAGAUGCCGAAAUUCGAUCCUCCUCAACGUGGAUCGUCGGGCACUACGGGGCUAGGUAUGGGGUCUGCAUAACCGGAUCCUACGUUGUCAAAUUCGGGCCCGCCGUUCAAACUUCACGCGAGAUCAUGGCAAUCGAAUUCGUUCGACAGAAAUGCCCGAAUAUUCCAGUUCCAGAGGUCCAUGGGACUUGGGAGGUCGACGAAGACGAUGGGGAAAAGACAGGCUACUUCGCCAUGUCUGUGCUACCUGGAUCUUUACUCCGUGAUCUCUGGCCCACAAUAACUGACAGCGAGAAAACAACGGUUCUAGACGAUCUGGCGAUAAUUCUAGCACAACUACGAUCUAUUCAGGCUCCAGAAGACUCCAUAAUUGGAGCAGUGGACGGCAUAGGCCCGGCUGCCGAUCUCAGAGCCAGUGGCGCUGAACUUGGAGGUCCCUUUCCCUCAGAGUGCGACUUCAACGAAUGGCUGGUCUCCCUUAUCCACCCUGAAUCACGACAAUAUUUCUCCGAUUUCUUUGUCCAAACGAUUCGCAACUGCCUCGUGGGCCUAGGUACCCAUCGGAUCCGAUUUUCGCAUGGAGACCUAGGAAUGCAUAACAUCCUGGUGGAAGGCGGGAGAAUUACAGGCAUAAUCGAUUGGGAGUACGCCGGCUGGUACCCUGAGUACUGGGAGUACGUUAAGAUGGUCCAAUUCUCAACAGAUAAGCAGUUCUUGUGCUGGUGCCAGCAGUGUUGGGAGAUUGGUGGUUCGAAGGUGCGCUAUGACGUGGAGUUCGCGGUGGACAACAUGCUAAACAGCCAAGUCAGACAUGGGGAAAGAGUUAUCAAACGACCAAGGUAAUUUAUUAGUCAAGAUACAAAAGUAUCAAGCAUAAGUGAAGAGUGAAGAGGGAAGAAUGAAGAGUGAGGAGUGAGGAGUGAGGAGUGAGGAGUGAGGAGUGA